CUGACGUCACAGGAAGGUCCCGUUAGCGCGGGACGGUGUUGUUGCGAUGCAAUCCUGUUCAAAGUGAAAGAAGCCAAGGGAUUUCUGUGUAUGAGUCAUGUGUGUUUUUAAUACCUCCAGAAUUUUGCAUUUCUUUUGGAUCAAAUAAGAUACGAUAUGAAUCUUUAGGUAAACAAAAUGUCGUCAGUCGAAGAGGAGCUUCUGGAAACACUGGAUGAGCUGGAUGAAGGGAAACUUAAGAGAUUCAAGUGGUAUUUAAAUCAAAAUAACUCAGUUUCAGCUGAUGAUCUGGAGAAUGCAGAUGUCAUUGACACAAUGUAUAAGAUGGUGGAGAGUUUUGGACCAGAAGGAGCAGUGAUCAUCACACAGAACAUCCUGAAGAAGAUGAAACACAUUCAGAUAGCUAAACAGUUAGAGAAGGAAGUGCACAAUGAUAUGGCUCAGGUUAGAAGCCCUUCUCAAACUGGAGUUUGCGUUGAUGUCAUUGGUCAAAUGGGUGCAACUGUAAAUACUCCUGUAGUCGCUGGUAAUGUUAUCUCAGGACCAGUAACCUUCAACCUCAACACAAACACUCCUGAAGUCGGGCUACAAAAACCCUCACUGGAUGAGACAUGUGGGAAUCAUGUAGAAAAACACAAAAAGGGAGAUGUCCUGAAACUGCACAAAGCCAACAUGAAGGAGAAAACAGAACACAUUUUUGAGGGCAAAAAAGAAAACAAAACAGAGCUCAAGAAAGUGUUCACAGAGCUGUUUAUAGCCGAAGGGGAUAUAUCAGAUGUUAAUAACGAACAUGAGAUUAUACAAGUGGACAGGGCUUUCAAAACCCCCAAAUUUAAGGACACACCAAUCGAUUGCAAUGACAUCUUCUAUUUACUGAGACAAAAGAAAAAGGAAAACAUUGUGCUCACCAAAGGCAUCGCUGGCAUUGGAAAAACCUUCUCUGUGCACAAGUUCAUUUUGGACUGGGCUGAGGGAUGCGCCAAUCAGGAUGUAGAUGCAAUGUUCCUGUUUCCAUUCAGAGAGAUCAACUUGAUCAAAGAUAAACAGAUCAGUUUUCAUGAGUUUAUGCUUGAAUUUUAUCCCGAACUCGAAGGACUAAAGAAUGAAGAGUUAUAUAAAAGUUGUUCGCUUGCUUUUGUUUUUGACGGACUUGAUGAGAGUCGCCUUCCACUGAAUUUCAACUGCAGUCCAUUGACCUGUGUUAAUACAAAAUCAUCUGUUGAUGCCUUAUUUACAAACUUAGUUAAAGGUCAUCUGCUUCCAUCAGCUAUCAUCUGGAUAACAUCAAGACCAGCAGCAGCCAAUCAGUUGCCUCCUAAUUGUGUAGGUUUGUUCACAGAGGUGCGAGGAUUCAAUGACCGGCAGAAGGAGGAAUACUUCAGAAAGAGAAUCAAAGAUAAAACUCAAGCCUCUGAAAUUAUCAAACACAUUAAGACGUCUCAUAGUCUUUACAUCAUGUGCCACAUUCCUGUCUUCUGUUGGAUCGCCGCCACUGUACUUCAUGAAAUUCUCAUCAAGAACAAUGGGGAGGACAUUCCCACAACCCUCACUGAAAUGUACAUUCACUUCUUGCUGAUUCAGAUGAACAUGAAGAACCAAAAGUAUGAAGAAAAACAUGUAAGGGAACGUACAAAGCUGCUGGGCACAAACAAGGAGAUGAUUUUCAAGUUGGCCAAACUAGCAUUCGACCAGCUGAAGAAAGAAAAUAUCAUGUUCUACGAAGAAGAUCUGCAAGAAUGUGGCAUUGAUGUAAGUGAAGACUCUGAGAACACGGGAAUGAUCGCCGAGAUCUUUAAGAAAGACUCUGUGCUUCACGAGAUGAAGGUUUAUUACUUUGUACAUCUAAGUGUCCAGGAGUUUUUUGCUGCACUUUACAUAUUCCUCUGCUACCAAAGCAACAAUAUGGAAGAGCUCAGUUUGUUCCUUGGGAAAUUACGUCCCAAAAAAAACCUGCUGUAUGUUUUGCUGAAAAAAGCCAUUGAUUAUGCACGGGGAAACGAUAUGGGACAUUUUGAUCUCUUCCUUCGAUUCUUGCUGGGCAUUUCUCUUGAGUCCAAUCAGAAACGCCUCAAAGGCUUGGUGAUCCACAAGGAGGACGGUAAAAAGUGCAUCGCGAAAACAAUCCAGUACAUCAAGCAACUGCAGAACAACGACAAGUGCCCGGAUAAAUCCAUCAAUCACUUUUUCUGCAUCCUCGAGCUGCAGGACAGAUCUCUGUACCAUCAGAUCAGGAACUAUGUGAGUUCAGAAGCGGUCCAAAAGAUUGAGAUAUCCGCCUCAAACUGCUCAGCACUCGCCUAUGUGCUUAUGAUGUCAGAGGAAGUGCUGGAUGACUUUGAUGCAAAGAAGUUCAAUACGACAUACGCGGGACGAAGAAGACUGGUGCCAGUAAUAAGAUGUUGCAAAAGAGCUCUGUUUUCAGACUGUGGACUGACAGAAACAUGCUGUGAAAGAGUGGCUUCUGCUCUUCAGAUAGAGAACUGUCCUCUGAUAGAGCUCGAUCUGAGUGAUAACUUCAACAUUGCUGCAGGGGUGAAGCUGCUCUCCGCUGGACUGAAGAGUUCACACUGUAAACUAGAGAUACUGAGACUGAGCUGGUGUAAUCUCACUGAAAAGAGUUGUGAGAUGCUCUCUUCGAUUCUCUCCGCAAACUCAUGUCUGAGAGAUCUGGACCUGAGUAACAAUGAUCUGCAGGAUUCAGGAGUGAAGCUCAUCUCUGAUGCUCUCAAGAGUCCAGACUGUAAACUACACACACUGAGAUUAUCAGGUUGUAUGGUGACAGAUGAAGGUUGUUGUUAUUUGGCUUCAGCUCUGAGUUCAAACCCAUCAUCACACCUGAGAGAGCUGGAUCUGAGCUACAAUCACACACAACACUCAGGACGGCAGAUGCUCUCUCAGAGACUCAACAAACUCAUAACGGAACCUCAGGGUGAGUGUUUCAUCAAGCCAGGGAUAAGAAAGUAUACCUGCAAUCUCACGCUGGAUCCAGAUACGGCACACGUUCAUCUGUGUCUCUCUCCAGGAGAAAGACGUGUGACACACGUUGUACAGAAACAGCCGUACCCCGAUCAUCCAGACAGAUUUGAGUGUUAUCCUCAGGUUUUGUGUAGAGAGAGUCUGACUGGACGCUGCUAUUGGGAGGCUGAAUGGAGCGGUCCAGAGGCGGCAAUAGGGGUAACCUACAAACACAUUCUCAGGAAAAAGGAUGACCUUGGUAUGGUGGAGGCAACCCCAGAGCUUGGAAACAAUGAUGUUUCAUGGAAACUGACCUGUGGAGUGAGACCAUAUGUUUCUCACGAUCAAAAAGACAUUAAAAUACAGAUCCCAACUUCUCGUUUCUCUAGAGCCGGAGUGUUUUUGGACACGGAGGCCGGCAGACUGUCCUUUUACAGUGUUUCUGACACACACACACUUACAAAUCUGUACACAUUCCUUGAUUCUUUUAAAGAACCUCUCUAUGCUGGAUUUAAGUUGGACAGUGGCACUUUGUCCUUGUGUCAGCUGAAGUAACACAGAUAGCAAGGAACAAGGCAGAAACCAUUGAAUCAAUGUUGAAAAUUGUUACUUUGUUGAUGUUAAUAAUUGUCAAUAUCUCUCUUUUGCACCCUACAUUAGGGGUAAUAGCAUGAAAAUCAGACUUUUUUCCAUGUUUAAUGCUUUAAUUGGGUCCCCAGUGCUUUUAUCAAUCUAGAAAACUUGAAAAAGGUCAACCCAGUAACUUUGUUUUUGUAAACCAUUCUCUGCAAGCAUGUGAAAAAAUAGGUUAUUCUUGUUCUUCUUCCUUUAUUUCUUAACGCUAUAAAUAGGUUGUUCAUAUUCGGCUGUUUUUUGAGGU
Messenger RNA from Misgurnus anguillicaudatus (oriental weatherfish), 3835 nucleotides. NCBI's taxonomy places the organism in Eukaryota, Metazoa, Chordata, Actinopteri, Cypriniformes, Cobitidae. The record is from RefSeq and is a predicted model, not a curated record.